Epithele typhae is the source of this 1071-nucleotide messenger RNA. RefSeq lists its product as uncharacterized. The record is from RefSeq and is a predicted model, not a curated record. Bases 1 to 1071 code for a protein of 356 amino acids. The transcript has 3 exons. Lineage: Eukaryota; Fungi; Basidiomycota; Agaricomycetes; Polyporales; Epitheliaceae.
AUGCCAGGACCUGCAGUCUACGUCGUCGCAGCCAUGGGGGCCGUAGGGGCCGUAGCAGUGGGCAUCGCGUUCCAUCAGUUUGUGUACGAGCCCCUCAUUGCCCCCAAGCUCGAGGCGUUGGCAGAGAGCUUUCUCGAGAACCGCCGGCAGCGUUCGAGGCGACCAGUCCCUGUUCCUGCAGCACGAGUCAACGAGCAUGGCGAUGAAAACGGCUCUCGUCGCUCCAAUGAGAGGACCCGCGAUAACGGCGACCAGGUCACCACAUCUAUCGAGCUCGAACAGCUCGCCGCCAGCGAGAGGGCUGCCUGGAGACAUGCCACAGGGGCAUCCACAUCCGGUCUGCGUCACAGGAGGACGGCGGGGGCAUUGGACGAGUCCAAUGCGUCCCUCCCCCACCGCGUUCUGACCCCCAGUCAGCCCACGCACAUCCUCUUUGACUCCUCGGCGCCCUCCUCGCCCGGCGGCUUCUCGAGCGGGGAGAUGUCCUUCUCGAACAGCCCUGCGCAGCCGUCUAUCGGGCUCUCUACGAUCAACGCCUCCACUUCAAAGUCGUCCGCUCCCCCUCAAGACCCACAUCACCGCCUCCCCACGCCCGUGUCUGAGCGCUCUGUUCUCUCGCCCGUCCCACGGGCUGCGACGCCCCGGACCGCUCAAGCCCCCCGCUUCCCCCUCUCCGCACGCGAGUCUCCCGAAGCCGACCUCGCCGCGUCGCGCUUCUCCGCGUACACCACGCCAAUCGCGGGCUCGCUGCUCGACGACGACUCGCACCUCCGCGGCCUUCCGCAGUCGGGCUCGCGCAUACAGUCGCCCUUCUCGGACAUCCACUCCGCCGACGCACGCUCGAGUCCGGAGGCGCCCGCGGCGGCCUGCUCGCCGGUGUUCCCGGCGUCGCCGAGCGUGGGCAGCGACCUCACGCUAGACUCGGACGAGGAGUUCGACGUGAUGAGCCCGCGCUCGGCGAUGUUCAGCCCGCCCGCGCACGCGGAGGACAUCGACCCGUUCGAGCUCGCGUCGCACGGGAGCGAGGCGUCGUGGGCCAGCGUCGGCCGGCGCUCGCCCGUCGACUUCUGA